CCAAGUCUGUGACUUAAUAAUGUUAAUACGACCGUGUACCCUUUAUUGCUUAGUCAGCCGCAACGUCUCUUGCUCUCAUUCAAACGGCUUUGGGUAUGUCUCUUCAAGAGGCAUUGGAGGCGCGAAAAGCGCGUUUGCUCGCGCUGAGGAAAAGAAAGGAGGAGGGUGCAACCGACGACAAUAGAGGCGCCGUCUUGCUUAACCGCAACUUCGAUCCUGAAACGCGAACGUUACGGAAGCAUGGGCUGAAUGGUGCUAUAACCGAGGAUACUUUGGAGGAAGAUGUGGAUGGCAUGGCGGAAAAGAUAAUAGCGGAGGACGAACAACAGCGAGCGGAGGAAUUGAAUGUUUUUAAUAUUGCCCCAAAACGACCCAACUGGGACCUCAAAAGAGAGAUGGACAAGAAGCUAGCUAAACUAGAGCGGAAGACGCAGGAGGCAAUUCAUACUCUGAUCAGACAACGACUUGCCGCUCAAAAAGGCCAGUCAGAAGACAUCAUGGGAGCAAUGAAUGCACAAGAGAGAGCUCAGGAGGAGGACGAUGAUGAGGGAGAUUCGGACUAAGAUAAUAAUAUAUUCUAGUUCUAGUACUUGGUGUGAAACAAGUGGGAUCAAUUGAGCCACGUGGGGAGACACAUAUCCUGUAUUAAAACGUUCCUGCAAUCAAGUCUUGUCCUCU
Messenger RNA from Pisolithus orientalis, 678 nucleotides. RefSeq names its product mRNA splicing factor. Lineage: Eukaryota; Fungi; Basidiomycota; Agaricomycetes; Boletales; Pisolithaceae. Bases 96 to 563 code for a protein of 155 amino acids. The record is from RefSeq and is a predicted model, not a curated record. The transcript has 4 exons. Gene Ontology annotation, cellular component: post-mRNA release spliceosomal complex; U2-type spliceosomal complex.